This is a messenger RNA of Lachnellula hyalina, 2124 nucleotides long. RefSeq lists its product as uncharacterized. The transcript has a single exon. The record is from RefSeq and is a predicted model, not a curated record. Lineage: Eukaryota; Fungi; Ascomycota; Leotiomycetes; Helotiales; Lachnaceae. The coding region runs from base 1 to 2124 and encodes 707 amino acids.
AUGAGUGCUCCACCACCUCCACCGCCUCAUGGGCACAACCCCAAAUCAUCAGGAUUGCCAGACGGAAAAUACGACAUUUUCAUAAUACCUCCACACUCCUCAGGGUCCGGAUUUCUAUACCUACCAUCUCUACAACCCAAUGUGAACAGCUUUGCUGCCGGCUUUGCUUCUGCUCUGUUUCUGGUGGUUGUGGGCCAGGCAUUGGCACCGGCUGUUCAACAAUGGUGGACUAGUAUAAAAGGAUCGGGGGGCAUGGGAAUGAUUCUACUCAUGAUGGCCAUUGGAGUUGGGGCAUGGGCUCUGGGAAGGACACAGAGUGACGGGGGCCCGGGACCAGGUAGUGGCCCGGGUGGAGGGAAUCCACCACCAGACCCAGGGGCUCAUUCAUACACAAACGCAAAUGCCCAUUCGAAUGGUUAUGCCAGCGGACCACCUCCUGCAUCAGGGCCACCACCCGCAUCAGGGCCGCCACCUACAUCUGGGCCACCACCUGGAGCAGGUGCCGGUGGGCCUAAACCUUCGUCGUGGCAGCGCACAAACCCACCACCUGGUGCAACGGGCGCCAAUGCAAAACCAAGUCCGGCCAGUGGUGCGGCUAAGGGAGCGUGGGAGAAGGCGAGAGAAGAAACAAAACGAAAGGAAGAGGAGCGGAAAGUCAAGGAAGCUGCACAAAAAAGGAAAGAGGAGCUAGAAAAGCGAUUGAAAGAAGCACGGGAGAAAGAGGCUCGCGAACGAGAAGCACGGGAGAAGGAGGCCCGCGAACGAGAAGCUCGAGAGAAGCAACAAAAAGAGGACGAGGCGAAGGCUAAGGCGAAGCAAAAAGAGGACGAGGAAAAGGCCAAAGCGAAGCUUGAAGCUGAGGAGAAGGAGAAGCAAAGGGCAAAAGAGAAACUUGAAGCAUGGGAGAGGGAGAAGCAAAGAGUAAAAGCGAAGCUUCAAGAGAGGCUUAAAGAGAAGGCUCAAGCAGAGGAGAAGGAGAAGCAAAGAGCAAAGGAGAAGAAGGAAGAGGAAGCAAAACCCAAGUCAAGUAGCUAUGCUUUUUCUGCUACCGGAGAACGGACGAAUCCUUGGCCAAAAGGACGACCUCCAUCUCCGGUAACUCAACGCUCACAGCCAUCCUCACCUACCAAGCGGCCACCUGCCCCUACCGCAAAGACUUAUCUAGGUACCGACGAAGAUGGAUAUUCUUUCCGACCAUACGACAGACCAAACAAGCCAAUGCACAAAAAGGCACCCUCUUCAAUAUACUCCGAGUCAUCUUACGUAUCGCAAUCAACCUCCCGAACGACGCCGCCGCCUUCGCAUCGAGGCCCGUAUAGCACCAAGGAUCCCGACAAGAUUGUCAUCAAAGCCGUAUACGCUUUCAACAACGCGUUUCUCAAGACUCCGACUUCGCAAUUAGUAUCAGGUGUUGGAUCAGUAACAGAUGGUCUGGUUCUCCGAAUCACGACUGAGGGUCUUUUCAUCGAUGAUGAUGUCCGUGGCGUCCCACAACGAGAGUGGGACGUCAAAGCAUGGACAAUGAAACUCGUAGAGGUAUGGUGUCCAUCUUUCCGCCAGGGUCCCGCUGGUAAUUCGAAUUUUGCGUCUGCUCGCGUUGCUUCUCACUCUGCGCCUAACACCAACAAAACGUUUCGUCGUCUCUGGGGCUUGGACAAGGACAAAGCCGCUACUUCAGAAGAGACCGAUGCACUGUUGAUCGAUAUGUUGCAACUUUGCAGGGAUAAUUGUCGUUUGCGUGCUACUUCGCGUUCUUCUGCUGCGUCGUCGUCUGCUUAUUCUAGUACUGCGAGUUCGAAUUCCUAUGAUGAUCGCUCUUCCGUGUCCGAUUCUGCUUAUGGUUCAUCUGUUGGCUCGUCGUCGCCUUCUAGUGGCAAGAGAACUGACAAAGGCUUGGCCUUCCAGACAGGAGAAUUGAAGAGCGCGCGGCUUCACGUGCUGAGAGCUAGUAUUCGGGAUCAAGAAGGGAAGAAAUACGUCUUUAUUAUUACGGAGGAGGAGAGUUGGAAGGUGGCCGUGGGCCUGCAGAAGUUGAGGAAGGGGUCGCAGGUCAGGGCUUUGGGCGUCAGUGGUAUGAGUCCUAAUGAUGCCAAAGGGACUUUGGAGCAUCUUGGAUGGGUAUGA